Molecule: messenger RNA, 1824 nt
Organism: Aspergillus versicolor CBS 583.65
Lineage: Eukaryota; Fungi; Ascomycota; Eurotiomycetes; Eurotiales; Aspergillaceae
Exons: 2
Coding region: 1-1824 (607 amino acids)
Source: RefSeq, a predicted model, not a curated record
AUGUCGUGGCCCAGUCAGCUAAUGUCCGAGUUCAAGAAAUUAAACCCUGCCGUGUACGACCAGCAUAUUGGCGAGAUAGUCUGGAUGUUUCAAUUCCUCUACCGGACGGACAUAGGGGCUCUCCUUGCUAAGGAUAAUAUUCAGCAACUCCUGAACCAGGAUGAUACAACACAGGCCGGAGACUAUCUUCUUGAUAAAAUGGUUUCGUUUUAUACCACUUGCAACAAGCAUUAUGAGGGAAAGGAGUACACCAAAGCAGUUAAUCGUUUCGAAGGAAUCCUAACAUGGUUUUUGGAGCACGAAUCAGAGCUUUUGGCAUACGAUAAGGCGUUUGAAGAACGGAAGGUGCCUCUGCAAAUAUUGCGUCAUAUCUUUGAACUCGGUAAUGAAGAAUUGCCAGAGGAUAGUGAAGAAUACUAUAAUGCUGACAAUGAAUUUGAUGGAUACCCGGCACGGGGAGCUGAUACUACCAUCCAGGAACGCAUCAUAAGAAAUGCGACAAAGGAAAAGGUCUUUGAAAAGCUGCAAGCUGAGCAAGAUUGCCUCCCAAACUUGGGCCGAGUUGACUGCUUGGAAGUCCUGGACAACAUCCUUGCCAAAACACAAGAAGUCGAGCACUUCCGUCCUCUAUUCCAAAGCAUGGGGAUCACACGAAUCAGAGAUGCUUUGGGGGGGACUAUUGAUCCAAAAUUGAGAAUGAUGUGUGAGGGUGGUCUUGUUAACUUUACAAAUAUUCAGGGACUUGGACGAGAUGCUUCCACCAUGGUGAGUCCCGGAAUAUACUUGCAUGUUCUUUGGAUCAAGGAGAAUCCAGUCCGUCGAUUUUGGCUAUAUGUCGGGCAGUCGAUCAACAUGAAAGCGCGAAUCAACGAUCACAACAGACGACGCCGACAGGGGAUACAUUUCGGGUUGCACUACCAUGUCUGGAAUCAGCCCGACGAGAAGCCCUCUAAAUUUGUGGUUCUAUGGACACCCCGGCUUCCCGAAUAUGAUAGCCUACCGCAGGAAUACCGUCAGCUUCUUUUGAACCUAGCUGAGACAUGGAUGUGCUGCAUUCUACAGACAUUACCACCACACCAUCUUGAGAAUUAUCUGCCAAGUAGUAUCAAGUCUCUCUGGGCCGGACGCCAUCUUAACAUUGCACUGCCCCUCUGGCAAUCUUUCUCUGAGUCCUGGGAGGACAGAGUAGAUUCUAUUGGUGGUAGAGCCACUUUUUCAGCUUUUCUGCAGUCUUCCGAUCCAGAGGUUCGUAGGUGGGCAAAGCAAGUGCGAGAUGCAUUUAAUGAGCUCCGAAAUUCGCCUGAUCCCAUCCUUCGAGCAUACUACGAAUCGAAGAUUCGUGAAAUCACACGCGCUGGAAAUGCCGCGCACUUAGAAAGAGCAAGAGAGAGAUUACGGGGAUUUCUAUCAGAAAAGGAAAGGCCCAUCGAAGUGCCAAAUGGGAAGGCAGGGCAAUAUGUUACUUGCGGGAUGUUCAAGGCCACAGUCUCGGUGUCGUUCGGGCUCGGGUUAAAGCACGGCGACAAGGUUUUGGUUCAGUUUCACCUUGCAGAAACUGACCAUCCAAUGAAGUAUGCAAUCAAAUCAACACCCAUAGAUCCUGCUUCGCGAUUGGCCAUCUCUCUUUCCAUUCCUGGCUAUAAUGAUGACGAGAGCUUCCAUGUUUGGCUCGUCAGCAGAGGAGAAAAGACCGUUAAAAAGACAAAUACUCUCGUGGACAUCUUAGAGGGAUACAAUCUGGAAGAGAGGGAGUCGUUUAGACGUCGCUGGAUCGUCAGAAAUAAGCCUGGGAAGGCAUCGCGUACUAGGCACGAAUAUAGUUGA